AAGUUCUUUGUUUACAGUUUACGAAUUGUGUUAGAUUUUAUUAAUCUCAAGAAUUCUAACAUCGAAAGCAACUUAUUUUUAAUGGGAAUCACUUCAAAUUCACUCGGACACAUCGCCUGAUUGAUCAAAAUUAGGGUUCCAAAUUUUGAUAGUACUGAUACUUUUCUACUCUUGAUUUUUGGGAGUUUAGGAAAUUGGAUUUGUGAUUCUCUAUAAUUGGAUUUAUACUCGGCUUUUGUCCGAUUUGUUUAAGCUGAAUUUCCAUUCUAUUUUCUUGGAAGAAUAUGGCAAGUCCGGAGAGGAUUCAAAGCAAAGGGCGUUUCUUCGCGGCCAUGACGUCGGGACUGUCGUUGUUCAGCAACGCUAUGCAUAGAUCUGUCAACGGAUUACUUCGCUAUGAAGGGGUGGAAGUUAUAAAUCCAGAAGGAGAAAAAGAAAAUGCCGAAGAGGAAGAGCAGAGAGCGAGAUGGAAGCAGGAGCUUAUUUCCUAUGGAGAAGCUUCUGGAGAACAAAUCAAGGAUCUUCUCAGGAAAAAAAGCUUCAAGGAAGCCAUCACCUUAGUUGAUGAGCUUGCGAAUGAAGGUGCUAUGACAAAGGAGAUGCUAUCUUUCAUCCAUGCCCAGGUCGGAUUCCUCUUGCUCUUUGACUUGCAGUUCAAGGAAGCAGUAGAUCACUUCUUGCUUUCAGAAAACAUGCAGCCUUCUGAACUUUUUCCAUUCAUCAUGCGGGACCCAAAUCGCUGGACCCUGCUGGCACCAAGGAAACGGUAUUGGGGCUUGCAUCCUCCUCCAACACAUCUCGAGAAUGUAAUAGAUGAUGGAUUGGCAGCUAUUCAAAGAGCUGUCUUUCUUAAGAAAGCAGGUGUGGACACUGCUGUCAGUGAGGAGUUUCUUCUAAAUCCACCUAGUAGAGCUGAUCUGUUAGAGUCCGCCAUAGAAAAUAUGAUAAGAUAUUUGCAAGCAUGUCGUGAAAGAGAUCUGGCUGUCUCAGUGAGGGAGGGAGUUGACACCCUUCUGAUGUACCUGUAUAGAGCUCUCAAUCGUGUUGAAGACAUGGAAAGACUUGCAUCUUCUGAGAAUAACUGUAUAGUGGAGGAGCUAGAAGCACUACUCACUGAUUCUGGGCAUUUACGCACACUUGCUUUGUUGUAUGCUGGUAAGGGGAUGAGUGCCCAGGCUCUUUCUAUUUGGCGGAUAUUGGCGAUGAAUUAUUUAUCAAGCAGCUCUCAUAAAGAUCAAUUUGAGGAAACUGAUUUACAAGAUUCCUCUAGAAAGUUUAGUUUUGGUCAAGAGACUGCUGCAAUAGAGGCAACUAAAAUUCUUGAAGAGUCUUCUGACCAAGAACUGGUACUUCAACACCUUGGAUGGAUUGCAGAUAUCAACCAGGUGCUUGCGGUCCAAAUUCUGAUAUCAGAGAAAAGAACCAAUUUACUAUCACCAGAUGAAGUAAUUGCUGCCAUUGAUCCCAAAAAAGUGGAAAUUCUUCAAAGAUAUCUCCAAUGGUUGAUUGAAGACCAAGACUCUGACGAUACACAGUUCCAUACAGCAUACGCACUCUUGCUUGCUAAGUCAGCACUUGCAACUUCUGAGCUGGAGCUUUCAACACAAGAUUCUGCGGGUGGAAUGCCACAAAAUGAAAUUGAAGUUUCUGAACUUGGAAGGAGCUCGAUUUUCGCUAGUCCUGUUAGGGCAAGAUUCCAGACCGCUAUUCUUUAUAGGAGGCUUGGUCAAGAGACACUAGUGCUUCAGAUUUUGGCCUUGAAAUUGGAGAACUUGGAGGCUGCUGAGCAAUAUUGUUCAGAGAUUGGUAGACCAGAUGCUUAUAUGCAGUUACUUGAGAUGUAUUUAGACCCUAAGGAUGGCAGAGAGCCCAUGCUUAAAGCAGCUGUCCGUCUUCUCCAUAAUCAUGGGGAAAUGCUAGAUCCCUUGCAAGUGUUGCAGAAAUUCUCUCCAGAUACACCCCUCCAGGUUGCCUCAGACACAAUAUUAAGGAUAUUACGAGCUCGACAACAUCACCACCGUAAAGGGCAAAUUAUGCAUAAUCUAUCUCGCGCCUUGGACAUUGAUGCAAGCUUGGCGAGAUUGGAACAAAGGUCUCGCCAUGUGCAGAUUAAUGAUGAAAGCAUUUGUGAUUCUUGCCAUGCUCGUCUUGGUACUAAACUAUUUGCAAUGUACCCGGAUGAUGCCAUUGUUUGUUACAAGUGCUUUCGUCGUCAAGGUGAAUCCACUUCUGUCAGCGGUCGUGAUUUCAAGAAAGAAAUAUUAGUUAAUCCUGGCUGGCUGGUUACUCGAUGACAGUGCGCAACAUGUAUUUGAAAGUCUGGUUUUGGUUAGAAUGGAAAAUCUGAUAAUGAUGAUUUCAGUCCUGGAAAGUAUGUGGUUGUUAAGAAGUCGAGUUCUCAUCUUUGAUCGAGUCAAUAGAUGUGUUGAAUCUAUUUUCCAUCAGAUGCAUACAGAUGGAAUCUUGUCAUGCUCCUUACCGUGCGAGCAGUUUGAUGGAUCUGAGACGACUCGUGAAAUAGAGAAUAUGUUGAUUGAAAACCAUGGGUCCCAACCACAAUAUUCUGUGCCUGAGCUCACUGAAAAGAACUUCUGGCGAACUUUUAACCAUGGUCUUUAUGAGCAUUGCAGGUGGAAGUAUGGAGCACUUGUUAACAGGAGUGUGUGCAUUAUGAAUCAAAGAAUGGUAGAAAAAUUAAAAACUGAAGUAGUUCAUGAAAGGGAGCUGCGCAUUCUUGAGAUGGCGAAGCGGAUUAGCCGGGGGAAUGCUCUCCAUGGUUUUUGCUAGGAUCGGCUUACUGACCUUCUUUUUCUCUGAGUUGCUUAUGAUAUUGACAUCCAUUUGUUUACUCACACUGUCC
Molecule: messenger RNA, 2860 nt
Organism: Sesamum indicum (sesame)
Lineage: Eukaryota; Viridiplantae; Streptophyta; Magnoliopsida; Lamiales; Pedaliaceae
Source: RefSeq, a predicted model, not a curated record